UUAAACCAGAACGACACCGCAUUCUUGCCCGUAUGAAAUGGAUCUCCGACAACCCGUCGACGGACUGAUCGGCCGAAGAAGGACGCCAUCCAUUGAAACCGUCGGUUCAUUUCGCGCAUUUCCUCCGAUCCUUGUUCAUAAUCUAUAAUCAAUUUCCUAAAAGAUCAGCAUUUUGUUUCCAUAUAAUCGUGAAAUCAUCAAUGUCGUUCAAUUCUAGAUUUUGUAUUGCCUAUAUCUUCUCAUCUUCAUUUCUUCUCUUCUUAUUUCCAGCAUCUGUUACUUCAGCAUCUGCUACACUUGAUUCAAUUGAAAUUCUGAAAACCCACAAAUGGCUGUCAUCAAAACCUAAAGUUUACUUUCAGUGUAGUGGAGGAAACAAAACCAUCUUCCCAGAUGUAGAAAAGUUCAAUGUGUCUUACACAUUCAAUGGUGAAGAAUCAUGGCAGCCUUUGGUGGAAUUUACAGAUACUAAGUGCAAAAGAUGUGGGUUUUAUGAAUCGGGUUUAGUAUCAGAUGAUGUAUUGGAUGAAUGGGAAUUUUGUCCUUCAGAUUUUAAUGAACCAAAUGCAAAAUAUGUUCAUUUUAAGGAGAAACAGCUUAAUGCUACUUUCUUGUGUGCAGAAUGUAUGCCAUCUACUGAAAUUGGUAAACAUUUUGUUGAUGAAUUCAAAAUUUUGUUUGGGGGUGUUUUUGUAGGUCCUAUGGAUCAUGGGAAAAGAGGUGAUGGAGGAUUGAAGGGAACGCAAUUAGUUAUGGUGAUAGGGAUAUUUGUUUCGGUUUCGAUUGUUGUUUUCAUUGUUGGAUUGGUAGCAGGAAUGAAGUAUUGGCAGAAGAGAAAAAGGGAACAAGAGAAAGCUAGAUUUAUGAGACUUUUUGAAGAGGAUGAUGAGUUUGAUAAAGAAUUAGGUCUUGGACCUCUUGAAGGUUUCACUUGAAUUAAAUGUGUGCGAAAACUGACCUAUUAGGUAGGUAUAAUAGGAAACACGAAAACACGACCCGAAUCAAACAAUUUUGCGUCAUUUCACGUCUCGACCCUAUCUUCACAAGAGGAAGGGUUGAAUAUUGUGGGAUUAAGGAUUUUUUUUUUUCUAAGAUAUAUAACUUCAAGUAUUAUUGUAGCAUACAUUUGUUUAUUUAUGCUUUUAA
Messenger RNA from Impatiens glandulifera, 1146 nucleotides. RefSeq lists its product as uncharacterized. The coding region runs from base 201 to 935 and encodes 244 amino acids. The transcript has 4 exons. The record is from RefSeq and is a predicted model, not a curated record. NCBI's taxonomy places the organism in Eukaryota, Viridiplantae, Streptophyta, Magnoliopsida, Ericales, Balsaminaceae.